Rhizoctonia solani is the source of this 2946-nucleotide messenger RNA. RefSeq lists its product as uncharacterized. Bases 1 to 2946 code for a protein of 981 amino acids. Gene Ontology annotation, biological process: receptor-mediated endocytosis; intracellular protein transport. The transcript is spliced from 14 exons. Gene Ontology annotation, cellular component: membrane coat; AP-4 adaptor complex. Gene Ontology annotation, molecular function: cargo adaptor activity. NCBI's taxonomy places the organism in Eukaryota, Fungi, Basidiomycota, Agaricomycetes, Cantharellales, Ceratobasidiaceae. The record is from RefSeq and is a predicted model, not a curated record.
AUGGAUACCUAUCUCAAUUCAUCCGCGGUCAACAGACACCAUUAUGCCCUCACGCACAAAGUCGAGAACGCUCCAAGUGUACAAGAAGCCGAUACUGCAAUAUGGCUCGAGAUAGAGAGAAUCAAGAAAGAACUCCAGCGUGGUCUCACCAAUGUACAGGGGCAGUUGGUCAUCCUCAUGUACUGCUAUACUGCUGCUGUUGCACGCUCCGUGACUGCCGCAGAUCUGGAAUUUGCGCUAUCUCCGGCAGUGAAUCUGGCUGCGACUGGGCGAGCAGUCAAGGACCGUCGGAUUGGGUAUAUGUUUUGCGCACAAUUCAUGUCUUCUGAGCAUCCACUGCAGCUGAUGCUUGUGAACACCGUGCGAAAGGAAAUUGAAAGCGAUGAACCUGCCCGUGUUGUCUUGGCACUCGACUUUAUUACCUCAUCCCCCAGCCAAUUCCUCGCCCCUGCUGUUGCUCCUCGUUUGGAGGUUUUGCUGGGCCAUAAAUCUCAAAACCUACGGCAUCGUGCACUUCUGGCACUCCGAGCGCUUGAUGGUCUGUCUCGUGAACCGUCUGAUUCGUAUCUUGCCCAUCAAUCAUCGACGAUCAUCCGCCGCAUUACUCGCGCCGCACGCGAAGAUCGAAUUAGGUCGGACGAAAUUGGGGCCGUAGGCGCAUUAUUGAUCGCUACUCGAGACUUACUCCAAUCAGGAGCAAUUCGUCCCAAGGAUGUGAUUACACCGAUAAUAGCACUACUUGAGAAGACCUUGUCAAACCUGAAACAGCGUCCACCUCGCCUCGUUACAUCACUUUUGGCCACUCUCCAACUUGGCAUUUCCACCAAUCAGAAUAGCGAAGAUUUUUCUGACGAGUCUUUUGUCGAGAUCGCGAAGCUUACGACACGUCUCGUUAUCGCAUUCGCUGACCGUCCUGCAUCACCAAAUGUACUACAAGCUUUUCGCCUUCUUGGAGCACUUCCGGUCCGCAUUCUUCAUUCUCUUUUCUCGCCUAAUUUGGCCGAAACGCCGUCACCUGGCUCCGUCAGCCAGUCCCCUUCAAAGAAACCUAAAAGAAAUCGCCACCCAGUAGUUGUUCUACGACCUUUACUCGUCUCACGGGAUCCCACAGAACGAUGGUCUGGGCUAACAUGUUUAAACUCUUUGGAUGUUCGUCUCUGGGCUGGAUUGCCAUUUGAAGAUGGGUCGGAUGGCACGACUAAGCUGAUCCCUCCUGUUCUUGAUGAAUGGGAAGUGGGUGCUAUCAUGCGUGGACUAAGCGACCUCGACGGGACCAUUCGUAAUUUGACAAUGGAUCUACUCUAUAAAGUUGAUCCCCAGCUGGUACAUGCCUUUCUUGAACAGCUGCUUACUCCGCCUCCUACCGCUACCGCACCCACGCCCCAGCCCAAACCCGUCGAAGCUCUCGAAGUGUUGUCUUUCUUGUAUCCAAAGGACGGAGCCAGUUUCGCGAGAGGGGUUAGCAAAAUAGUCAAUAUUACUGCUCGACGAGAACAAGGCGACGGGAAAAAGUCUGCUCCGGCUGUGAACGACAAGCUGGUCGAAGGUGUCAUUUUGACUGUUCAUGAGGGUGAUCAAGCUUUCCGCUCUGCGUUUGUGGAUGCCCUUCUGGAGAGUAUUGAACGGGAUAUGGACACCAGUUCCCUCAUUUCUCCGCUGACACCCGCUGCUGCUGGUCCAAGUACGAAAUCUGUGCAAACUCUCACUCUCGGGAGCAAGCCUGAUCCCACGAUUAUCCUGCUCUUCGCAACAACGGCUAUCGCCCUUUCGAAACCACGAAGCGGGGUUGAGAUAUUAUUGACUUUAUUGCCGGGAAGGGGAGCUGGCAUUCAGGAAGUACUUCUACUUGCGGCUCUUCGUCUUUUGCCUCGGUUGGAAAAGACUGAUACCAAGGCGGCCAAGGAAAGUGUAGAGGAAUUUACAAAGAUACAAACUAUGGGUAGACAUAUGCGUAGGUUUGCAGAGGAUAUUCAAGACUUGCGGAAACUUGUUGACGAGACAAGAGACAAGUCGCUUCCCGAGUUUCUCCAAGCUUUACUAUCACACAAACCUCCCUCCACCUCAACUCCUGAAGUACAAUCAUCACUGUCGUCCCCUAAAGCAUCCACCCUUCGCAAGGUUGCGUCGCCCAGCCCCGCUGUGGGCCGCACAAUCUCGCCGGAGUUUUCAACUGUCUCUUUAUCCAAUUCCCCCGCUCUCCGAUACGACGCGUAUGCACCCCCACAGUCUAUCCCUCGGCGAACCAGGCCUACUCCGCAAUCUCCGUUCCGUAGAGAGAGCGAAAUCAGGUCUAGUUCCAGCGACUCGAUUGUGUCGAGCGAUUUGGACGCAGGUGGCUCAACUCAAAAGGGAAAACGAUCCGUUAGCCACUUGGAACUGGAUGUGACGGGUUCUGCCAACCCCAAUGCGGACUUGAUCACCCUGCACACCGUCGAUUCGCCAUUUCGAGAAGAAAACAAUUUCGGCAAUCUUUCGAUCGAUGAAGCAGCGGCACGACGUACCCCAGACACUUUGUCUCCUCCGUUCCAUACGGCGGUCACAGCCUCUCCACACAUGGCUCAAGAUGGUGGAGACCUCGCGCCGAGCGACGCAGAUGCGAUCUGGAACUCGUUUGAUUCGGCAGAAGCUGAUUCUUCUUCAUCGUUGGGAAAACAGACUCUGAGAGGGUGGUGUGAUCGGACACCCGAGACUAUGGGAAAUGCUCUGCGCGCGAUCGAGGUUGGCUUUGUUACACAGAAAGUCGGACCAAAGCCAGGUCAUGCCUCUAAAGAGAAGGAGGUGCUUGCGUUUAUUCCCGCUCCCGCAGAUAGUCCCGAUACGGACGUAGCACGUGCAGUAGUUAGGCUUAAGCCGGCUGAUGAUGGAAGCUGUCUGUGGAUGCUGCGGUGUGUGGAGUUUGAACUGAGAGUGAAGAUACGGAAAGUGCUAGACGGGGAGUCAACCUGA